AUGUAUGUCCAGAAAAUUCAUUCUCCACCAGUGGCAGCUGAAAAAAAAGUCCGAUUCCAGCCAAAAGAUGACCUGGUACUGCUGAGAAAGGUCCUGGCUAGAUAUCCAUUUAAAAAUAAGUCUGCCUGGAAUGAGAUAGCAUUAUCAGUAGCAGAUACCAGAUCUAAUUUCCAGGUUGAUGCAAGACGCGUCCGGGAAAGAUCACAUUUGCUGAUAGAUCCGCAUAAAAAAACCAAUGCUGAAUCUUUGAAGAGUUCAGGGAUUGAUGAAGAGUAUGAAGAGAAAGAAACUCUACUGGAUGAAAUUCUUUCAUUUAGAAACAGUUCUGGAAAUAUUGUUGGGUACUUGAAAGAAAUAAAUGAGGCCGAAAUGGUAUAUCGAAGACAAGAACUUGAAGUAAAAAAACAGCAACUGCAAUUGGAGGAGGAAAAAAUUCAAUUAGAGAAACAAGAAAAAUUCAAAAACUGGGAAACAAUAAACAAGAAAAAAACACUAAUGUUGGAGCUGUAAAAAAAAUGUU
Messenger RNA from Mytilus californianus (California mussel), 520 nucleotides. RefSeq lists its product as uncharacterized. The record is from RefSeq and is a predicted model, not a curated record. The transcript has 4 exons. NCBI's taxonomy places the organism in Eukaryota, Metazoa, Mollusca, Bivalvia, Mytilida, Mytilidae. Bases 1 to 510 code for a protein of 169 amino acids.